Diachasmimorpha longicaudata is the source of this 761-nucleotide messenger RNA. RefSeq lists its product as uncharacterized. The transcript is spliced from 3 exons. NCBI's taxonomy places the organism in Eukaryota, Metazoa, Arthropoda, Insecta, Hymenoptera, Braconidae. The record is from RefSeq and is a predicted model, not a curated record. The coding region runs from base 1 to 312 and encodes 103 amino acids.
AUGAAACACCAACACAACACCUCAGGGAAGAGAACGUCACACACUCACUGGGAAUCUGUCGACCAUUUUGCUACACAAGGCCGGGAAGCCUUUGAUUACGGCCACUACGACGACAGAAGCGCUGCACGAGGCUCGGGCAAAGAGAUUAUAGGGGAAUCUUUUGGCUCGGGGGAUUCCUGCGUAGAUAGUACACAGUUCUGUAAUUUAUUAGUGGAAAAUAUGGCACAUAGAGGUCACUACAUACGAAUGCUUGCCGACACUGAGGGUUCCAUCCGUCGGUCGUGCAGGGAACACGUGAUGUUUACAAAAUGACAGAUUGGGCGGGAGAAGAGGAGUAAAAAAAUGAAAGAUUUUUGGGAAUUGUUUGUAAAAGCAAUGCUUGAAGCUUUGUUAAAAAGAAAAAAUCAAUGGGAUUUGUAGUUUUUAAAAAGGUUAAAGGCAAAAAAGUCCGGAAUGGGUGUAGAUUUUCAGGGAGAAAUGGAUAUUCAUUGUCAUAUUACCCUUCAUGUUUCGUGAUUUCGUUUGCUGUUUCAAGAGGGGAUGUUUGUUAAGGACACUAUCAGAACCUGAUAACGGACUACCGUCGCUAUCAGGAACCAAUUCGACGACAAUGAGUUGAGCCACAGGCAAUAGGGCAAUUUUUGAAGGGCAUAUAUCUCCGUAAACUGCAAAAUAAAUAUUUUCGGUCGUCUGAAUUGAUGAUUCAAUUAAAUCUCAAGACUAAACACUACCCCGAAAUUCCUCGAGAUUGUGUGCAAUAU